AUGGCAGAAAACAGCACUAUGGUGACGGAAUUUGUGCUGAUGGGAUUCCAGCUUCAGCCAGAGUGGCAGAUGGGCCUCUUCUUUGUGUUUCUGAUCGUGUACCUCGUCACCAUUGUGGGCAACCUGGGCAUGAUCCUAUUGGUUCAGAGUGACACUUACCUCCAGACUCCCAUGUACUUCUUUCUUAGUCACCUUUCCUUCCUGGACAUUUGCUAUUCCUCUGUCAUCAUCCCUCAGUUGCUUGAGACCUUAGGGGCUGAUAAGACAGUCAUCACCUUUGAGUGCUGUGCCACCCAAUUCUUCUUUUUCACACUUUAUGCUAGCACUGAAUGUUUCCUGUUGGCCGUGAUGGCAUAUGACCGUUAUGUGGCUGUGUGUAACCCUCUCCUCUACACCACAGCCAUGACACCAGAAAUCCGCCUAAGACUGGUGGCUGGGGCAUAUGCUGGUGCAAUGGUCAAUUCUGUGAUCAGAACGGGGUGUACUUUCUCCCUCUCCUUCUGUAAUUCCAAUUAUGUGGACUUCUUCUUUUGUGACCUGCCACCCUUGCUGAGGCUUGCCUGUAGCAACACCAAGCCACGGGAGCAAGUGAUUUACCUCUUAGCUUUUACAGUCAUCACAACCAGUAUUUCCGUGAUUCUUGUCUCGUACUUGUUCAUCAUUAGGGCCAUUCUGAGGAUACGAACAGCAGGUGGCAAAGCCAAGACCUUCUCAACCUGUGCUUCUCAUAUGACUGCAGUGGCUCUUUUCUUUGGGACUCUCAUAUUCAUGUACCUGAAAGGUGACAUGGGCACAUCCCUAGGAGAGGACAAGAUUGUGUCUGUGUUUUACACUGUGAUUAUCCCCAUGCUGAACCCAAUGGUCUACAGUCUCCGAAACAAGGAAGUGAAAGGGGCUCUGGAGAAAGUUUUUAAGAAGAUGAAGAUUUCCCAAGAAGAGUAA
Messenger RNA from Echinops telfairi (small Madagascar hedgehog), 942 nucleotides. Its product is annotated as olfactory receptor 9I1-like. The transcript has a single exon. The record is from RefSeq and is a predicted model, not a curated record. Lineage: Eukaryota; Metazoa; Chordata; Mammalia; Afrosoricida; Tenrecidae. Gene Ontology annotation, biological process: sensory perception of smell; G protein-coupled receptor signaling pathway. The coding region runs from base 1 to 942 and encodes 313 amino acids. Gene Ontology annotation, cellular component: membrane. Gene Ontology annotation, molecular function: G protein-coupled receptor activity; odorant binding; olfactory receptor activity.